AUGGCAUCCAAAUAUGUUCACAAUUUGUACGUGAUUCUCUCAAUUGUGGCGGUGGCGGUUCCGAUCGUGGCCACGGUCUCCCUAGGGGCGAGAGCUGGCGGUUGGAAGCCAAUCGGGAAACCGAACGCAGCGCAGGUGGUUGCGAUCGGAAAAUUCGCGGUAGCGGAACACAACAAAGAGAAGAAGACGUCGUUGGUGUUUGUUUGUGUGGAGAAGGGAGAGUCGCAGGUGGUUAAUGGUAUCAAUUACCGGCUCGUCAUCUCCGCCAAGGAUGGCGCCGCUGACAAAACCUAUUCCGCCGUUGUUUAUUCCAGCCUCUCGGGAUCCCAAUCCCUCACUUCCUUCCAACCAAUUGAAAACUAA
Salvia splendens (bonfire salvia) is the source of this 363-nucleotide messenger RNA. Its product is annotated as cysteine proteinase inhibitor 5. Lineage: Eukaryota; Viridiplantae; Streptophyta; Magnoliopsida; Lamiales; Lamiaceae. Bases 1 to 363 code for a protein of 120 amino acids. The record is from RefSeq and is a predicted model, not a curated record. The transcript has a single exon. Gene Ontology annotation, molecular function: cysteine-type endopeptidase inhibitor activity.